ACCCACCUAUUCAAAUACCCUAAAACGUGCAGAGAGUAGGAUUUGACGUGGUGGCGGUACUGAGGCUCGUCAUGUCUUCCUUGAGUAUCGUUGGAGCACUGUCAAUUGUCGGUUCAGCUGUGCACAGAAAAACCGUUUGUAACCCAAAAGUCCACCCAAUAUUUGUCCUGUCAAUCGUGGACACUCUGCUAAGUGCACUGUGGAUCAGUGGAGCACUGGUGUGGCUGAAAGGAGGUGUUCAACAUCAUCGAGUUGGCUGCUUUACCAUCACAUGCAUGACCGUUGACUCUUCCUAUUGCUCUCAUCAUGAUUCCAUUUGGAGUUAUAGCUCAUAAGUACAAGAUUGUCGACAAGG
Messenger RNA from Geodia barretti, 355 nucleotides. The record is from the annotation of a GenBank genome assembly. Lineage: Eukaryota; Metazoa; Porifera; Demospongiae; Tetractinellida; Geodiidae.